CUUAGGAGGUCCGAGAACCUUUGACAGUGUGUUAUCGAAGCCAUUGAUUGGUAGGGUAUAAAAGAAGAGAUUUUUCUUCUCACCAUCAUAUUGGAAGUUCUCUCCCAACAUGAAGACUCUUGCAAUAGUACUGUUGGGCGCUCUGCUCGCCUACGCAGAAAUCCGUGAAUCUCAAUUCACACCAGGGCGUGAAUACGUCUACGAAUAUGAAGGUCAGGUUCUAAGUGGACUGCCAAAAUCAAGCCAGGAAUUCUCUGGUCUUAGGAUCAGUUGUAAGCCAAGGCUUCAAUUCAAAGAUGAAGACAAUGUCAUUGUACAGCUCGACCAUGUCAAACUGCACAGACUUCAAAGAGAGAUCGAAGAUCCCAGGAGACAACAACCUUUGGAAACUUCCCUGGAAGUUACCGGUGAAGAAGAUGAAGUCUUCAGGAGAGAACUGACUCGCCCAAUCAGGAUUACAUACAGAGAUGGCAAAGUGGUCGAGAUUGAAACCAGCCGUGAUGAACCAGAAUGGUCCAUCAACAUUAAACGUGGUAUCUUCAACUUGUUCCAACUUAACAUUAAUGAACGUGAAUCCAUUGACCAAAACAGAGACUCUAACCGUCACCCAAGCCAGGUCUUCGAUAAGCAGGACGUCAAAGUUAUGCGCAUUCUCGAGGAAAGUGUAUCCGGCAAAUGUGAAUCUGUCUACAAAAUCAAAUAUGGUGUCACCGAAUUGAGCAGGCAAUCAUCUACCUCAGAUAUGGAAUCAAAGAACGUGAUGAACAUCACUAAAAUCAGAAACCUUGACAACUGCGAAGAACACAAGGAGAUGCAGAAAUCUACUAUUUCCGGCAAGGAAAUGGACGAGGAUAGAGAAAACAGGAGAAAUUCUUUGAAAUCUAUCAGCCAAGUGCGUUACAAUGUCACCUACAACAAAGAUAACCAACUGAAAUUCCUUAUUGAAUCAGCCAUUGCUGAAGGACAACACAUAUAUUCCCCAUACCGUGAUGAUAUCAGCAAUGUCGUCACCUUCGUCAAUCAAACUUUGAAACUGAGGGAAAGCCGCGACAUCUCUGAAAGAAUUGAAGAGCCACGUGACACCAAGAAGAACAGCUUGAGAUACGAAUUCCCUGAACAGAAGGAACUUAAAGAGAAGAUCGAGCGUGAAGUUUCCCCAAGACACCUCACCAGAGACGAGGUUGUUGAAAGAAAGACUGAAGUUAGAAAUAUCCUGAAGGAUCUGACCAAGCAGUUGAGAUAUGAGACCAUUUCUGAAGAAAUUCCAUCUCGUUUCAUCCUGUUGGUGAAAAAACUGCGCGAUUUGAGAAAGGAGGAACUUAAAGAUCUUUAUGAUGAGGUUGAACGCAAACAACAAGACGAAGAUGAUGAAGAGUAUGAGAGAAAGAUGAAACUGUUCAAGGAUACCCUGCCAAUGAUCAACACUGAAGAGUCUGUCAGAUUCAUCAAGGAAAAGAUCGAGAGACGUGAAUUCGAGCAGUUACGUGCAAGCGAGAUGCUGAAUCUUAUUGGAUUGAUUCAUGACCCAAGCCACGAAACUUUAGAAGAGAUUUUGGAUCUGUGCAAGCAGAAUGAAAUCCGUGAACAGAAGGAAGUAUGGAAGACUUGUUGGUUGAGCUUUGGCUCUUUGGUCAACAGUGCUUUCAACGAGGACAAGAAAGAUGGCAAGAUUCAGACUAUGAUCAAUGAGGUUGAAAGACAAAUAAGAGAACAAGAACAAGAACAGAUUCGUACCCAAAGAUCACAAGAGCGCAUUGAAGAACUCAGACAGCGCCGUGCUCAGUUGAGAGAUGAUCCCAUCAAGAAGUACACCAGAAAUCUCCGUGAGGGAAUCAGGAGUGACAAAUCAAAGGAUGAACGUAUGAUCUGCCUUAAAUCUCUUGCCAAUGCUGGACUUAAGGAUAACCUGGCUGAUGUCCAGAGUAUCAUUGAAAGUAUUGCAACCAAGGAAGACAUGAAGGUUCAGGCUAUCUGGUCUCUCCGUCGUAUGGCCCCAAAGAUCCCAAGCAAGGUCCGCAAUGUCCUCUCACCAGUCUACCAUAACCAAGAAAAUACCCCAGAAGUUCGUAUUGCCGCUUUUAUUGUUAUGAUGGAUAGCAAUAUAACUGCUCCACUCCUGCAAUUGUUUGCCCAGUCUCUUCACAAGGAACGUAGUCAACAAGUAGGAUCUUUCGUCUUCUCACACUUGAAAUCUCUAUCAAACUCAACUCAUCCUCUGGACAAGCAGAGAUCUCGUGAUGCAAAAUAUGCUCUGCGUUUUGCCAAACCAAUUGCACCAGGUGCACACUACUCUAAGAAUGUACGCUUCACCAACCAAAACAAGGAACUUGAUAUGGGAUUCACCACUGAGGUUAACACCAUCGACACACCAAAAUCUUUCAUCCCACGCUCAGCCAAUGCAAAGCUCAGCACCAACAUCUUUGGACGCAAUAUGAAUAUCUUGGAAACUGGUUUCCGUGCUGAGGGUCUGCAGACUCUUGUGGAGAAGAUUGUUGGACCACAGGGAUCCGUCUGGAAGAAAAGUUCUGUUUUGGAUCUGCUGAAGAAGAGAUCUCCAAGAAGCACAGCUUCACUGGUUGAGAAAGAGAGGAAGCAGCUGAAGAAUGAUUUACCAAUUAAACAACGUACACCUGAAGAGCCAAAGGGAUCUGCCUACCUCAAGGUUAUGGGCAAUGAAAUACGCUUCUUUACUUUUGACAAGGACUCUGUCAAGUCUAUUCUUGAAGAUGGCCAAUUCUCUGUGAAGGAUGUUGAAGACAAACUGAGGUCACUGCAAACUGUUGAAUACCAAAAGGCAUACAUUCUGGCUGAUAUGACCCACCAGAUUCCUACUGAACUUGGAAUCCCACUCCAGAUGAAUCUGUCUUCUGCUGCAGUUGUCCACAUGAGAGUUGAAGGCCGUGCUGAGGUCACCCCAUCAGUAUUUGAAUCCAAACGUCAUGGCCAGAGACCAGAGCGCAUUACUGCAGAAGCCAAGUUUCAUCCCAAGAUCUCAAUGGUGAUUGAAGGCAAAGUUGGUGUUGAUUGUCAUGUACUGAAAUCUGGUGUUGGAAUUAGAGCCUCUGUCAAUACUUCACUUCCAUUGAAUGGUUCAGUUGAAUACAACCUGAAGACAGACAAAUACAUAACUGAAAUUGAGACCCCACAGACAGAACGCCAACUUGUGAACAUUAAGAGCAAGCCAUUUACAUUCAGUCUGAUUGGUGAGAAGAAACAACAAUCUGUUGAAAGACGUGAAAAUGAAGAACAACGUGAUACCUGGAGAUUAUAUAGAGAUGAACGCAGAGAGCAAGAGUCUGGAGAGGAGAAUAGAAGGGAAAUUAGAGGCAAGAAAAUCCAAGAACAUCCAACUGAGGUCAGGCAGCUUUAUGGAAAGAAGGAUCUUGGUGUUGAAUUUGAGAUGAAGACAAAGUACGUCAGCAACAAAAAUGUUCCAGAAUCCCCAGCCCAUCCUUUGUGUGGCCCAGUAGAAUUUAACAUUACUGUUAGACCUGGUGAUAAUCAUCCAAGCAAGGUCGAGAUUGAAGUCCGUGUCAACAGAGAAGACAAACAUGAAUCUGAAGAGCAUCUUGAACGUCACAGCAUCCGCCAAUCUAUUCGUUCUAGCAGUGAGGAAUUCAGUCGUAUGGAUAGCAACAGUAGACAGAAUGACCGUGAUGAUAAACGUACAUGGGUCCAGAAAGUAGAUAGAUUUGACUGGAAGAGUGCUAGUAUGGAGGAAAGUCGCAGUGAAGAGAGUCGUAGUCGCAGUGAAGAGAGCCGUAGUCGCAGUGAAGAGAGCCGUAGUCGCAGUGAAGAGAGCCGUAGUCGCAGUGAAGAGAGUCGUAGUCGCAGUGAUGAAAGUCGUAGAACCAACCAACAAAGCAGGAGUCAAGAGAUGGAAGAACCAAGCCAAAUGCAGCGUGUAGUUAAAGUGAAUAAUGUUGUUGUUAAAAUCACUGGAAUCCACAAGGAAGAUCCAAAAUACAAUCGUCAGUUGAUUGCUAAGCUUUCUUUAGAUAACAAAGAAGAAAAUUAUCAAUCAUUCCAUUUUGAAUUGGUGUGCGCUCCAAGGAAUGUAGAAAAUAAGGAGUUCAAGAUGUGCAUGCAAGGAGAGAUCCAGUACCCAGAACAAGAAGAAGAGACUGUUGAGAAACUGGUUGAAUCCAUUAGACAAACCCGUGAAGACAGAGAAUACUUACAACAAGAAAGCCAGCGUAUGUCUCGUCCCAUCAAUGCUCGUGACAAUCAACAACAACGUGAUGUGGAAGGAAGCUCAAAGCGUAUCCUCACUAAAUUGACUACUCAGUGGGGCAAGAGUUGUGAAAAUGACAAGAAGGUUGAAAUAAAGGCCCGUGUCGAGAAGAGCAAGGAUCAACUCAGAGAGGAGAGAGAAAAGAAUACCACUGAAUACAGACAAUGUGAGGAAGACAAGAAGAAUGGAAAACAAUACUCUGAAGUCUGUACCAACUUGAUGAAGAAACGCACCGAAUUGCACAAAGUCGAUGUUGAGAUUAGCCAUGAGAGACUUCCAAAAUGGGUAAAGAGAGUUUACUCCAAGGCAAUGUUGCUUGCCCAGAACUAUUUGUGGAAUAAUAUGAAGAUGGACAACGUAGAAAUCGACAACUCUUACAACAAGGUAUACAUUACUGCUGAAUUGGACAAGAAUUUCCGUGAAUUCAAUUUCACCAUCAACCACCCAUAUGAGAAUGUCAAGUUUGAAAGAGUUCAAAUGCCAGUUAAGGUGCAACCUAUGUCAACAAAGAGAACUUAUGUUCAACAAUGGUUGGAUGAUAUUAUGAAUGAACAAUACACUCCAUACUGCAAAGUACGUGGUGAUGAAAUCAAAACUUUUGAUGAUGUUUCAUACAGCUACAAACUGUCCAAAUGCGAACAUGUUUUGGCCAAGGACUGCUCCCCAGAUGAAAGAUUCACUGUCUUGAUAAGCAAGAAAAACCUUGACUCUGACAACAAGAUCACCAAAAUCUUUGUUGAAGACAAGAAAGUUGAAUUGAUCCCUCAGGAAGAAGAAAUGCUUAUUCGCAUCAAUGGUGAACAGAAAGACCUUAAGAUUAAUGAAAAAAUGAUUGUUCGUAAAGACAGUGAAAUAGAAUAUGCUCCAUUACGUGAAGAAUCUCGCUACAUUCAAUCAGGUUUUGAGAACAGACGCAGCCGUAGCAGCUCUAGUGAGGAAGAGAGACGUCCAGAAUGUGAAGAGCUCCGCUUCAGAAACCGUGAAAGUUUAACUAGCCAGGAGCGUAUAGUCCUCCGUGAAUGUGAAAGAAUUGAUGAGAGUUACUCCAGCAGCCUCAGUCGCUCUGACAGUCGUCAGGAUUCUAGAGAUGUAUGUGACAAGCUUCGCCAACGUGCUGAGAGAGGAGAUUACUUGACUAGUAAAGAGAGAACAACUUACAGAUGGUGUGAGGAAGAAUCCACAAGUACCAGCAGUGAAUACAGUCGUAGCCAAAGCAGUGAGAUCAGAGAAGUUACCCCAACCAUGUGUGAAGAGCUCCGUCUUCGUGAUGAACGCAAUGAAUACCUCAACUUUGAUGAACUUGUCAACAUUUACCAAUGCAAGAGAGUAGAACGUGAAGCUUGCCGUGAUCUCCACCUUCGUAAGCAGAGAAAUGAACAGCUUUCUGAGAGGGAAAAUGAGCAACUCCGUGAUUGUGAGCGCAAACAUGUUGAGUGUGAAGAGCUGAGACGCCGUGAUGACAAUGAUGAUUAUUUGAACACCAAGGAAAUCGUCAAAUAUUUCCACUGCAGAGACAACAAGCGUGAAGAAUGUAAGAAUCUCCGCUCUCGUCUGGAACGCCAGGAACAACUAUCGGAGGAAGAAAGGGAAACUAUCCGUCAGUGUGAACGUAGAGAAGAUGAAUGCAAUGAGCUCAUUGUCCGUGAUGAAAAUGAGCUGACGCCUGAACAGAAAAAGAAACUCUUUAGCUGCCCAGAAAAGAGAAUCAAUAGAGAGGAAUGUGAAGAUCUUCGUAGCCGAAAGGAACAACAAUUGUACUUGUCUACUGAUGAGACCGAGAGGUGCCACAAAUGUGAGAAAAGAAUGAUCAGUCGUAUCUUUGAACGCAGAGAUGAGGUCAGUCGCCAGGAUUGUGAAGAACUCCGCCGCCGUGAAAACAGAGGUGAAUAUUUGAACAACCAGGACAACGACAAACUGCGCCAAUGCAGAAGACAGGAAGAGUCCAGAAGCGGUAGCUAUGAACGCAGAGAUGAGAUCAGUCGCCAGGAUUGUGAAGAACUCCGCCGCCGUGAAAACAGAGGUGAAUAUUUGAACAACCAGGACAACGACAAACUGCGCCAAUGCAGAAGACAGGAAGAGUCCAGAAGUGGCAGCUAUGAACGCAGAGAUGAGGUCAGUCGCCAGGAUUGUGAAGAACUCCGCCGCCGUGAAAACAGACGUGAAUAUUUGAACAAACAGGACAGCGACAAACUGCGCCAAUGCAGAAGACAGGAAGAGUCCAGAAGUGGCAGCUAUGAACGCAGAGAUGAGGUCAGUCGCCAGGAUUGUGAAGAACUCCGCCGCCGUGAAAACAGACGUGAAUAUUUGAACAAACAGGACAGCGACAAACUGCGCCAAUGCAGAAGACAGGAAGAGUCCAGAAGUGGCAGCUAUGAACGCAGAGAUGAGAUCAGUCGCCAGGAAUGUGAAGAAAUCCGUCCUACCUCAGACCGCCCAAUUGAAUAUUUGUCCAGAAAUGAAAACGACAAACUGCGCCAAUGCAGAAGACAGGAAGAGUCCAGAAGUGGUAGCUAUGAACGCAGAGAUGAGGUCAGUCGCCAGGAAUGUGAAGAACUCCGCCGCCGUGAGAGACAAAUGAGAUGCGAGUGCCAGGAACUUAGCCGUACUGAACAAGAGAGAGAGCUGUCAAGAGAUGAGCGUACCAAAGUCGAGGAAUGUCGCCGCCGUGAAUCAUCCUCCGUUGAGGUAUCAAGCAAAGAGGAAAAUUACUGGAAUAGAUUCGCAAUUCGUGUCCAAACCGAGUUGAGAUCCAAUGAAGAAUAUAGAAGUGAUAGACGCGAAGAAGACAAUAACAUAAACCCAAUUGAAUUUAUUGUCAUCCGCUACGAAGAUAACCGUGUCGAGGUCAUCAGUACAAAAGUUGGAUUAAGGGUCAAGUCUGAUGGAAAGAACAUUAAAGUCGAGGUCUCUCAGUUCUUCCGCUCCGAACUGUGUGGUCUGUGUGGCAACUUCGAUGGUGAGAAGAACAGGGAAUUCGAAGGACCACAAAAGGAAAUAUACGAAGAACCUAAACAGUUUGGUCUCAGCUACCAGGUCCCAAGUGAAAAAUGCUCUGCCGAUGCUACUUGCCUGCCACGUAUGAGGAAUGUCGUUAUUGAGAAGACUAUUGAUGGCCAAAGAAAGACAUGUUUCUCUACUACCCCCGUCUCACAAUGCCUCGAUCAAUGCAGAAAGCAGAAGAGCGAGAAAAUUGACAUGAAAUUUUACUGUCUUGAAUCAGUCCUCCAGUCUACUCAAGACCUCGUCAAACUCAGCAAGACACAAAUCAUCAGCAAGUUCACCAACUUGGAUGCCGAGGUCCGCGAUAUCGUCGAUGUCCACACCGAGUGCGCCCGUAAUUAAAUGCAAAAACUACGAAACCAUAUGAAUCUUUAAUUGUCCAAACAAAUCGUACAUAUCUAAGUUUUUAUCUAUUUUCUUUCUUUUAGCCUAGCACAAUUUGCUUUGUAAAAAACAAAAAAACAUGUCAUCGUUAUUUUAUUUCGUGUGUAAUCUUGGUGUGUGCAGGGUUUUAUUGAAUACUAGCUGUAAUUAUUAUUUUCCUUAUUUUAGCGCACAUUAAAAAUAUCUUCAAACUUCAAA
Messenger RNA from Saccoglossus kowalevskii, 7816 nucleotides. RefSeq names its product vitellogenin-3-like. The record is from RefSeq and is a predicted model, not a curated record. Gene Ontology annotation, biological process: lipid transport. NCBI's taxonomy places the organism in Eukaryota, Metazoa, Hemichordata, Enteropneusta, Harrimaniidae. Gene Ontology annotation, molecular function: lipid carrier activity.